Messenger RNA from Anopheles maculipalpis, 3001 nucleotides. It is a transcript of the gene POSH, whose product is annotated as E3 ubiquitin-protein ligase SH3RF1. The coding region runs from base 62 to 2992 and encodes 976 amino acids. Gene Ontology annotation, molecular function: metal ion binding; protein binding. The record is from RefSeq and is a predicted model, not a curated record. NCBI's taxonomy places the organism in Eukaryota, Metazoa, Arthropoda, Insecta, Diptera, Culicidae. The transcript is spliced from 10 exons.
UGUGCGUGUAUGUGUGUACGGGACGACGAAGGAAAGGAAAACCAGCAAAGACGUCCCAAACAUGGACGAACGGUUGCUGAACGAUCUGCUGGAAUGUUCCGUUUGCCUGGAACGGUUGGAUUCUUCCUCGAAAGUGCUUCCCUGUCAGCAUACCUUCUGCCGGAAAUGUCUCGAGGAAAUCGUUGCCAGCCACCAAGAGCUACGAUGCCCGGAGUGUCGCGUCCUGGUGGAAGUGCGAAUAGACGAGCUGCCACCGAAUGUCCUGUUGAUGCGGAUAUUAGAAGGCAUGAAAACGGCGGAACUGAACAGCCAAAACACAAAUCAGACGACCAACGGCAAACCCACGGGCAAUCGCAAUCAAUCACAUGGCGCCGCACCAGCGUCGAACGCGAAUGCGGUCAACUAUCAGCACCAGCACCACCACCACCACCAACAACAACAACAACAACAACAUCCAUCAUCCGGUGGUGUUCACGGUGCUAAAAUAGGCAAAUCGUCCACCCAGGGUACGGCCGACAACCAACCCGCGCUGCACCCAUCCCAUCCACAGCAACAUCAUCACCAUCAGCAUCAACCGUUGUCACGCAUUAUUGGAGCGGGCGGUGGUGUAACCGGUACGGCCGCAAAUAAUGCAUCGCUCGAUCUGUCGAAAAUCCCACACGCUAAAGCGUUCUACGAUUUUUCCUCCAGUGAAACCAGUGACAUCAGCUUCCGCAAAGGGGACAUAAUAAUACUGAAGAAGAAAAUCGAUCACAAUUGGUGCGUUGGGGAGGUGAAUGGGAAGGAGGGUGCGGUGCCGCUGAAUCACAUAAAGGUGAUCGUACCGUUGCCAUUUCCGCAAUGCAAAGCACUGUACGAUUUUCGGAUGGGACCAUCAGAAGAGGAAGGUUGUUUGACGUUUAAAAAGGGCGCUCUGAUACAUGUACUACGGCGCGUCGAUCAGAACUGGGCUGAAGGGAGGAUUGCGGACAAGAUUGGGAUUUUUCCGAUAUCGUUUGUGGAGAUGAAUGGAUUGGCGAAGCAUAUGAUGGAUUCAUCGCUGAAACAUAUACUCAGUAACUCCAAUCGAACAGUACCUCCGACACCGUUCGAUUUAAACGCAAGCGCCACCAGUAGCAGCGAUACUAGCUCGAGCGUUACCACCAGUCCCAACUCUUCGACUAGCACGACCAGCUCUAACUCUAGUACCGCGCCCAGUAGUCCUACGGCUCACUUCCUGCAACCACAACCAGUUGCGUCCGGUGGUGGCAAACAGCAUCAAUCAAAACGUUCCGAUCCGGCAAAUCGCGAGAAACGACACUCGCUUACGACGGCUGGGACGCUGGGCACAAACAGCGGUGGUGCGCUACAAACGAAUCAAUCCGCCCCGCAUCGACACUCGACGGAAAUGCUAAACAGCGAUGGUGCUGGCGAUGGUAAAACGGUACGGCAAUCGGUGGACAGUGCGGCAACGACUUCAUCCUCAUCGGCUGCCACUCCCUACCAGAAGUGCAACGUGACGAAAGCUAGUCAAAUGUAUCAGCAACAUCCACAGCUGCCGACGACGUACAUUGCGCUCUAUCCUUACAAGCCACAGAAACCGGACGAGCUGGAACUGAAGAAAGGAUCAAUUUAUUACGUCACGGAACGGUGUCAGGAUGGUUGGUUCAAAGGUACAAAUUGGCAGAAAAAGUCUGGCGUUUUUCCGGGCAAUUAUGUCGCCAUUCACAAAGGCAGAGAUGGUGCUUCGGCUGGAUCUCGCAACACAAGCGCACAUUCCUCUGGCAAGCUGAAUAACGUCUCCAGUCCACAAGCCACCGGUUCUUCAGCGUCGAACGGUGGCUGCUCUUCCAACGGUGCCAUGAAUAGUCCAUCGAAUGGUGGAUCAUCCUCUCCCCAGCAGCAACCACUCCAGCUUCCUGAGCUACCGCCACGCAAUACAACAGCAGCGGUAUCGCAACAGCAAGGCAUGAAGUACAUCGACUCCAUCUUUGCCCGUCAAGGAUCAAUGGACGGUGGUCCUGGAUCACCAAACAGCGAGCAGCAAUCUGUGGGUCAGGAUGCUGGCGCUGCGACGACACCACCCGCCACCGGAAAGGUGAAAAAAGAUUCGUCGGCCGUCAGUUUAAUGAAGCGGCUAACCAAUAUGAAGCGAUCGAAAUCUCCCACCGGUGGCAAUGGAGGCUGUUCUGGUGGGACAGCAAAUCCGGCGUAUACGAGCGACAGUUCACUGUUCGAAGAGAUGGCUGGGGCGGCCGAUGCGGCGAUACUUGCUGCCGGCGGUACACCGGCUCAGAUGGCGAAGGCGCAUUUUAAGCAGAUCGCUAAUCCGGUUCACGUUCGAUCGGGUUCGUGUCCAAGUCAGCUGCUACAGAAUUUACCGAUGGAUUUGAUGAUAAACGGUGCUGGUGCAACACAUUCCAUUCAACAGCAGCAGAACCAGCAACACCACCAUCAACCGAAUCAUCCUGCGCUGGCAGGUGUACGCGGAGAAAACGUCCCGAUGAUGUAUGGCUCGCAGCGCAUUAAACCACACAAAGAGCGACCUUCAAUGCACGGAUUUAAAUAUGGCGACCACACGGUAGUAACGGCUAUGCCAAAACAUAUUGCCCACGAAGCACCCGCCUCAACAUCCUCGUCGCACCUGAUCGCUAAACAGCAGCAACAGUCCCAGAUCUACCAUCGAAAGUCGCAAAGCCUGGACGCUUCCGCAAUCAUCUCACAGCUUGGCCCAUCCCAGCAUACAUCCGCUACGGCAACCGUCGUUGCGACCGUGGCAGCCAAUGGAACACCGUCGAAAUCAUCCUCCAAAUCCUCCCAUUCGCAAACCGUUCGGGAAAGAUUCAAAUGCAUUGUCCCUUACCCACCCAACAGCGAGUAUGAGCUCGAGCUGCGCGUCGGUGAUAUUGUAAUGGUGCACAAAAAGCGUGAUAAUGGCUGGUACAAGGGUACGCACGCACGCUCCGGCAAAACGGGCCUCUUUCCAGCGUCGUUCGUUGAACCGGACAUGUGAUGUGGUGGU